Camelina sativa (false flax) is the source of this 449-nucleotide messenger RNA. Lineage: Eukaryota; Viridiplantae; Streptophyta; Magnoliopsida; Brassicales; Brassicaceae. The record is from RefSeq and is a predicted model, not a curated record.
GUCGUUUAUUAUAAAAAAAUAUUCUUAUGUGUCGUUUAUCAGCAUUUCAUUUCAUAUUUAGUGUCACAUUCAUUGUAUUUUUCUUUGGUGGUCUUUGCGAGGCUAGUCGACAUGUAAAUGUGGAUAUCAUCAAUGAUAUUGGUCCAAAAUUACAAUUAGGACUAUACUGCAAAUCUAAAGACAAAGAUCUCGGAGCACAUUAUUUAGCUCCUCAUCAACACUGGGGAUUUCAAGCAAAACUCAAUUUUUGGGAGACCUCUCUGUUCUUUUGUCAUUUUCAAUGGGCAAGGGGAAGUCAAUCUAAAUGGUUUGAUAUUUUUGAUGCGAACAGAGAUUAUCGUCUAGGUAUAUGUCAAGAUAAUCCGUGUGUUUGGAGUAUAAGACCUAAGGGUCCAUGUAGAUUAUUAAAAGGUAAGGAAAAAUGUUUUCCUUGGAAUCCUGCUACUUGA